CUUAAGUUGGUUUGCCAAGCCAACCGCCAGCCAAAUUUGAGACGAAGAAGAAGAAAAUUUAGCCGGGUUUUAUGGUUUCCAUCAGUAGCAAAUAGCUUUACAUCGUCAUAAUGGAUUGUGUCGGUUAAAUAUUUAAAGAUUUUGUGAGGGGGACGCCACUAGGCUUCCAAAAAGGUGAUUUCAGGGACAGUGUAGCCAUGGCAGCUGUACAGUCUGUUCUAAUGUUUGCGGCGUGCGUCCUCGUGAUAACGGAGCUGAUUCUCGCUAAGAAGGACUACUACGAUAUACUGGGAGUGCCCAAAGGUGCAACAGAACGCCAGAUAAAGAAGGCUUUCCACAGGCUUGCAAUUAAAUUUCACCCCGACAAGAACAAAAGUCCAGAUGCUGAAAUAAGAUUCAGAGAAAUUGCUGAAGCUUAUGAGGUUUUGUCCGAUGAGAGCAGAAGAAGAGAGUAUGAUCAGUUCGGCAACAAUAUGUACUUCACUGGGGAGAUGCAAAAUGGCAAGCAGAGACCAGGCACCCACCAACCUUUCACCUUCAAAUUUGAUGACAUGUUUAAGGACUUCAACAUCUACAGCCAAAACAGACAUUCUCGUCACAAAAGACACUUUGAAGAACACUCCAGGUCCCACAAGGAGUCCCACAGCAGACACAGGAGACACUUUCAGGGUGGCUUUGGGGCAGGGAUUCUCGAUGACAUGUUUGACGACAUCGAUAGAAUGUUUACUUUUGAGAGACAAACGAAACAGACCGAGAGCAGGUUUCAGGGUACAACGAAGCAACACUGCAGAACGGUAACGCAGCGCAGAGGAAACAUGGUGACCACUUACACGGAUUGCACUGCAUCAUAAAAUUAUUUUAGGACUUAAAUUGCUUUAACAAGAUUGUUAAAGCAGUGUUGUCAGGGUCAUUUAGCAGUAUGUAGGCUGCAAGCAGACCUUCACUUUAGAGAUAGUGUUGCUCUAAUUUCAAAAAGGCUAUUGUGAAUGAAUGUAGUAAAUGUUGCUUACUGUGUAUGUAAGCUGAAAGUAUUUUGUUUUUUCUCUCGAAGCACCUUUCAGUUUUGUACUUUUAAAAUGUUCUUUAGGAUCUGCUUUGUCUUCUGUUACAACUGAAGGCAGAAACAUUAGCAAUUUGAGUUAUUUUAGGGCUUCUAAGUUGAAAGCAGGAAUCACAAUAACUUGACAUCCUUUGCAUGUUGGUUGUUCAAACCUUUGUUUCAGUCGAUGUUCUACACCCUCCUAAAACACUCCUACACUGUAUGGUGCCAGUAAUGUCCUUUUUACAUGUUUUUAUUGCAAUGUUCGUGGUCAACCCAUUGCCAGCGCACUUAGUGCAAAGUAAUUUAAAUAUCAGUGAAACAGAGAAUUCUAGUAUCAUAGAUGUGUUUGUGUGUCAGAUUUUACAUCAUGGAGGCAGUCAAACUGUAAGAUAACCACAAUGCACUCUAAAGAUAAUGCUUGAUUAGCAGGACUUCCUGGCUCGGUUCUUGAAAACACAUCUUCCAAAAGAUUGUUUUGUAUUCUUUAACUUUAUUCUGCCCCCUGUGUUGGUUAUUUUUGUUUUCGUAUAUUGGUUUGUUACUGUAAAAUAUUUAAAGGCACUUUAAAUGUAAAGAAAUUGUAAGAAAAAAAGUUGUACCUAUUUGUUAAUAGUGACAAAGUGUAGAUUGCAGUUUAAUUGAGUUAUUAAUAAAUGACCAAUUACAUUUAAAAACAA
Girardinichthys multiradiatus is the source of this 1719-nucleotide messenger RNA. It is a transcript of the gene dnajb9a, whose product is annotated as DnaJ heat shock protein family (Hsp40) member B9a. The transcript is spliced from 3 exons. The record is from RefSeq and is a predicted model, not a curated record. NCBI's taxonomy places the organism in Eukaryota, Metazoa, Chordata, Actinopteri, Cyprinodontiformes, Goodeidae. Gene Ontology annotation, molecular function: misfolded protein binding; protein-folding chaperone binding. The coding region runs from base 198 to 851 and encodes 217 amino acids. Gene Ontology annotation, cellular component: endoplasmic reticulum.